Messenger RNA from Larimichthys crocea (large yellow croaker), 4268 nucleotides. It is a transcript of the gene nlgn2b, whose product is annotated as neuroligin 2b. Gene Ontology annotation, molecular function: neurexin family protein binding. Bases 1242 to 3860 code for a protein of 872 amino acids. Gene Ontology annotation, cellular component: membrane. Lineage: Eukaryota; Metazoa; Chordata; Actinopteri; Sciaenidae. The record is from RefSeq and is a predicted model, not a curated record. The transcript has 9 exons.
GAGGGAGGGAGAGAGAGAGGAGAGAGAGACUGUUGAAGCACAAGCUGUGGGAUCCUCCUCACUCCAUGCUUCGGGGGGCUUCAUAAUAAUAUCACUGCGUCCUAAUACUGAAAGCAUUUCAUGAAACAUGAAGGCUAAACGGAAGACCCAUGUGCUGUUUCUCACUCCGAGCCUCUACUUUCUGUUAAGAGCAUCAGACACCAAGUGAAACCAAGAGAGAGCAGCACACCACGCAAGCGCGCAAAAGGAGAGAUUUGGACACCUGAUUUUUUUUGUGUUGGUGUUUCCAGAGCGGCUAUUUCACGCUUCAAGUCAAACAAUCCGUGUGUUUGUUUGUUUUUUUCUUUUCUUUUUCUUUUAUUUCCCCUCCUUUUCCCCCCCUCUUUUUUUAUUUUCCAAGGCCUUCUUCGUCGCGCAGUGAGGCAAAUGCCGUGGAUUAUUAUCAGCAUGGACAAAUGGGGGGAAGAGGACAGAUCACUGCGUUGACUUUUGAAGCAACGCGCAGAGUCUUGACGCUACAGCGUUACGCAUUUAUUUUACUGUGAGUGUUUUUUUCUCUCUCCCCCCCCCUCUCCAUCUCUCCCUCUCUCUCUCCCUCUCUCUCUCCCUCUCUCGUCCUCCUCCUGUUUGAAUUAUACUCGCCGCCGCAUCUCAACAUUAUUAAAGUCAAAUAUCUGUGGAUAAGAAACAGAGCAGGGUGUUGUCAGAGAGAAGAGAGAGGAAAAAAAGGGGGGAUGAGAGGAGGAGGAGGGGGGGCAGUAUGAGGUGUGCUUUUUUUGGAAAAGCCGGAGAAAGACAGACACCGAGAAGGUGUACUGAUGUGCGAGAGCCUGCGACGCGUUGCCCUCAUGAGAAAUAAUUGCGAUCAGGGAAGAAAUGGCCUAGUUAAAAACCAUCAUCGACACACCGGCAGAGGAUAGAAAAGAAGAAUCGUGUUUAGAUGGACGGGCCAUCAUCAUCAUCGUCAUCAUCAUAAUUCCGGUGCUCGCAUCGAGUCUCUUUUUUUAGGUGUAAUUGGCUCCCUGACUGCAGCUCUGGACCCAUCAGGAGUUCCAAAGAGGACGACGGAUGAGACCGCAGAGUCUUACCUGAGAAUGCUACCUGUCCCUCUGCCUCACCAUGUCACCCUAGGAAAACUGUUAACCUGUCCCUGUCCUCAAAUCCUAUUUUUGCCUAUGUUGUCACCCAUAACCCAGUGAGUUUGUGAUCCCUCUCUGCACCCAGCCAGAAGUCCUAUUAAUAUGACUAAAAGAGCUUUUAUUUUGGACAUGUUGUUUUUUCCUCUCAAUGCUGCCAGCCACCAAGGCUAUGGUGGAAAGCGUCAUUAUACUUCUCAGCAGGUUGCAAAUCACUGUCUGCUGUGGCUCCUGGGACUAGUGCUACACCUCACCCUUUCCUCAUGUCAACGGGUUGACCUGAAACACCCCAUAGUAUCCACAGGCUAUGGAAAGAUACGUGGUAUUAGGCGGGAGCUCAACAAUGAGAUAUUGGGCCCUGUGGAACAGUACUUAGGCGUGCCAUAUGCUACCGCACCUAUCGGCGAGCGCCGUUUCCAGCCUCCCGAAGCUCCAGGCUCCUGGCAAGACACCCGCAAUGCCACCCAGUUUGCGCCAGUGUGUCCCCAGAAUGUGCACGGGGUUUUACCCGAGAUCAUGUUACCGGUGUGGUUCACGGACAACCUGGAUGCUGCAGCGACCUAUGUUCAGAACCAGAGUGAGGACUGCCUUUACCUCAACAUCUAUGUACCCACUGAAGAUGGUCCGCUCACGAAAAAACAAGACGAGUCUACAAUGAACAGACCGAGGGAUGAAGAUAUUCGGGACCGUCGCAAGAAGCCGGUGAUGCUGUUCAUCCACGGAGGCUCCUACAUGGAGGGCUCAGGGAACAUGUUUGAUGGCAGUGUCCUUGCCGCCUAUGGAAAUGUCAUUGUGGUCACCAUGAACUAUCGACUCGGCGUGCUCGGGUUUCUGAGCACAGGGGACCAGUCUGCUAAGGGGAACUAUGGCUUGUUGGACCAGCUCCAGGCCCUGCGCUGGCUCAAUGAAAACAUUGGCCACUUUGGAGGAGACCCAGAGAGAAUCACCAUCUUUGGCUCGGGAGCUGGUGCCGCCUGUGUGAACCUUCUCAUCCUCUCCCACCACUCGGAGGGCUUGUUCCAGAGGGCCAUCGCUCAGAGUGGCUCAGCUAUCUCCAGCUGGGCAGUGAACUACCGGCCUGUGAUGUACACCAAGAUCCUGGCCAGGAAGGUUGGCUGCACUCUGGGGGACAUGGCUGGGUUAGUGGAGUGCCUGAGGAGGAAGAGUUUCCGGGAACUAGUGGACCAAGACAUCCAGCCUGCGCGCUAUCACAUCGCCUUUGGACCUGUGGUAGACGGGGACGUGGUGCCCGAUGACCCCGAGAUCCUCAUGCAGCAGGGCGAGUUUCUGAACUACGACAUAUUGCUGGGUGUCAACCAGGGAGAGGGCCUUAAAUUUGUGGAUGACAGUGAAGGAGAAGAUGGAAUAUCGGCGGCCUCGUUCGACUACACCAUCUCAAACUUUGUGGACAAUCUGUAUGGCUACCCUGACGGUAAAGAUAUCCUGAGGGAAACCAUAAAGUUCAUGUACACAGACUGGGCCGACAGAGACAACAGUGACAUGCGUAGGAAGACCCUCCUGGCUCUAUUCACGGACCAUCAGUGGGUGGCCCCGGCCGUCGCCACUGCCAAGCUGCACGCCGAGUUCCAGUCGCCCGUCUUUUUCUAUACGUUCCACCACCACUGUCAAACCGAGGCGAGGCCAGACUGGGCGGACGCAGCCCACGGAGACGAGAUCCCCUAUGUGUUUGGGAUCCCCAUGGUGGGAGCAACUGACCUGUUUCCCUGUAACUUCUCCAAGAACGACGUGAUGCUCAGCGCUGUAGUCAUGACGUACUGGACCAACUUUGCAAAGACGGGGGAUCCUAACCUACCAGUUCCUCAGGACACCACCUUCAUCCACACCAAGCCCAACCGCUUUGAGGAGGUCAUCUGGACCAAGUUCAGCUCCAAAGACAAACAGUACUUGCAUAUCGGCCUGAAGCCUCGUGUCAGAGACAACUACCGGGCUAACAAGGUGGCCUUCUGGCUGGAGCUGGUGCCACAUCUCCACAGCCUCCACAAGGAAAUCACAAGCUCCAUCACAACUCGCCUGCCACCCGGUGGCCCCAUUCGCUGGAAGAUCCCUGGCACCGGUUCCACACCCCACCCUGUAGUGUCCACCUAUCCACCUGAUCCUGAACCUGAUGGUUCAGAGAGACCCCGCUACUCUCCCUUCCCCAGUGAAACUAGGGACUACUCCACCGAGCUGAGUGUAACAGUAGCCGUGGGCGCCUCACUUCUUUUCCUGAAUGUGCUGGCCUUCGCCGCGCUUUACUACAAACGGGAUAAGCGCCAUGAACUCAUGCAGAGACGCCACCGCCGGCUGUCCCCGCAACGUGGCACGACGAUGGGCAUGGGCGUUGGCAUGGGAGUAGUGGGGGCCCCACCGCACAAUGAUCUGGCGCUGAGUCAAGAGGAGGAGCUAAUGUCGCUGCAGAUGAAGCAGCAGAGAGUGGAGCUGGAGCACGGCACACCCCUCCCUUCCCGCGGCGUCCACGGUGACCUGGAACCCCUUCGGCCUCCCGUGUGCCCACCUGAUUACACGCUGGCCCUGCGGCGGGCACCGGAGGAUGUGCCACUGAUGACAGCCAAUACCAUCACCAUGAUCCCCAGCACCAUCAGCAGCAUGCAGCCACUCCACCCCUUCAACACGUAUCCCCCUGUCCCAGCCCCCUCCACUACACCCGUCCCCAGCCACAGCAACAAUGCCCUGCCACACCAACACUCCACCACUCGUGUAUAGGACCAGGCACAACCCCACUCUGGGCGCACCACACAAACUGCUCCAUACAAUCUCCACUCUCACCGUCCCUCUAUUCUUCUUUACUAUAUCUUUGUCUUUUCUCAUUAAGCCCUCGAAUAAAGCUGCAGUUUGUAAGAUUUUAAGCAGUGAAAUACCUCUAAAAUGUAAUCACAAAUCAAAGAGGAGUUGAUUAAAAAGGCUCCUUUGCCAAAAGCCUCUCAUCAUAGGUACACACUGCUUUGCCCCGUUUACUCUCUCGCGACGACGCAGCUUUAAGCUUGUAGCUCUCCCCACAAAGAGGCAUCCGAGCUAAUCACAAUCAGUCAUCAGGCAUCUUACGUGUAGCUUGGUUGUUUUUUGCGCAUGUGUUGUUGUGUCAGUGUAAAAAAAAAAAAAAAAACUCUGUUU